AUGGGACGUAAAAUCACUUUAUAUAAUUUCCAAGAGGAUCUGCUUACAUCAACGGACUUACGGCGUACUUUCACGUGAAGUUGCACUGAUCAUUGAGAUGCAUUUGAAGAUUAAUGCCAUAGACCGUUUAACCACAUCAAGUCCAAGCUCUGAAGAUUUGUUGUGGGUAGUAUGGCAGCUUUGUGGUCUUGCCAGAUCUGAUUGUGGGCGCCAGGCUUUGUUGGCUCUGGUUCAUUUCCCAGAGGCUCUUUCAGCUUUAAUUGCGAUACUUCACUCAGUCAGGGAAUCGGAUCCAGUUGCCCCAAAUUGUGGAGCUUCACCCUUGAACCUUACUAUCUUUCACUCUACUGCUGAGAUUUUUGAGGUCAUUGUUUCGGACUCAACUGCGUCUUCUCUGGGGGCUUGGAUUGGACAUGCUAAAGAACUUCAUAGAGUCUUACAUUCCUCCUCUCCAGGAUCCAGCAAAAAAGAUGCUCCUGCAAGACUUUUGGACUGGAUUGAUGCUAGUGUGGUGUACCACAGGAGUGGAGCAAUUGGUCUUUUACGAUAUACAGCUAUCUUAGCUUCUGGAGGAGAUGCUCACAUGGCCUCAACAAGUCUUUUGGCAUCUGAUGGCAUGGACGUUGAUAAUGUCAUUGGGGAUUCUUCCUGUACUGAUGGUAAUAUCAUAGAGAAUAUGCUUGGGAAACGCAUCACCGAGAAGGAUUUUCCUGGGGUUGUUCUUCGUGACUCAUCUGUUGUUCAGCUGACGACAGCAUUUCGAAUUUUGGCGUUUAUUUCCGAUAAUUCGGCUGUCACUGCUGCUCUUUAUGAUGAAGGUGCAGUCAUGGUUAUCCAUGCAGUUUUAAUCAACUGCAGGCUCAUGCUUGAGAGGUCCUCAAACAUAUAUGAUUACCUAGUUGAUGAGGGUACAGAAUGCAAUUCGACUUCGGAUUUACUACUGGAACGUAAUCGUGAACAGACCCUUCUUGAUUUGCUAAUUCCCUGUCUGGUGCUGUUGAUUAAUCUGUUGCAAAAGCUAAAGGAAGCUAAGGAGCAGCAUAGGAAUACUAAACUAGUAAAUGCUCUUCUACAGUUGCACAGAGAAGUGAGUCCAAAGUUGGCCGCCUGUGCAGCAGAUGUAUCCUAUCCUUACCCCAGUUUUGCACUUGGGUUUCAAGCUGCUUGCCAUCUUCUUGUUUCUGCAUUAGCAUGUUGGCCAGUUUAUGGUUGGACCCCUGGCCUUUUUCAUUUCCUCCUAGAUAGUCUUCAUGCAACUUCAGUAUUGGCGUUAGGUCCCAAGGAAAUCUGUAGUCUGCUUUGCUUAUUGGUUUUAAUUGAUCUAAGAGUUGAUAGCAAAGAAUCGGUCUCGGUGUGAAUACACAUAGAGUCUUCGCACAAUCGAAGAAAAAUUUUGAAACGAGACUUUCUUCACCAGGUAUGUCUUAGAUCCGAUCUUUGACCUGUAAAUAUAUUUUAAACACGAAAAGUUCUUCCUAGGAUUGUUAUUAUCUUCUGUUGCGUGUUACGAACAUAUAUAUGCAGUCCUACAGUGGUAUCAGAGCCGUGGUUUAUUGUGUCUA
Messenger RNA from Nicotiana tabacum (common tobacco), 1562 nucleotides. The record is from RefSeq and is a predicted model, not a curated record. Lineage: Eukaryota; Viridiplantae; Streptophyta; Magnoliopsida; Solanales; Solanaceae.